GUGUGUGGGUGCGCAAGACAUACAAGUCAUCCAUCCUUUUGAGCACACCAGUCUCGAAUCUCGUCAUCUGCCGGGCCACCUAUACACAAAAAGCCAGAUCGAUCUCUCGUCUAUGUUUGCUGUCGACAUGGAGCUCCAUGUUCAAUCUUGAGCUUCUCCCGUUGCCGUACAUGCAUCCCUCUAUCGUGACAAAGGCCAAAAGCCACAAUAUUGUGCGACAAAUACCAUUUCGCUUGUUGACCAUGGCAGGCUACACCCUGAUAAACGUUGAUCAAUCUCAUCGACAUUGGCUGCUUUGCCAACAUCACCUGACUUUUACUUUGCAAUCGCGGCCCUGUCUACCGCCCUCGUCUGUUCAUGCACCUGUCAUGCGAACUGUGACAGCCUCAGAUGCAACAAACGCUUCUGCCAGCCACAUCAAUUUUUGGCGGGAUGCCCGAAAAGUCUUGAAUGUGCAGGAUAUACACAGCAGUGGAAGUGCAUUGCAGAGCAUACAGGUACAAGCCCUUCAUACAAGCCUUAUCCAGAGCACUCUGUGUGAGGUGGCUGGUUCGUUGCCUCAGGCGCUCCGAUCUCUCGCACGCAACGGUUCAUACAUGCCCUGCCAUGUAUUGGCUUGGUUAGCCGCCGCGCAGCCUCCCUCCCUCGCGUUCUGGGCGCGUGGUGAGACAAGGGAAAACUGCUCGUGCACCAUACCUGCUCCUAGUCCGAUGAUUACAUAG
Messenger RNA from Periconia digitata, 722 nucleotides. Lineage: Eukaryota; Fungi; Ascomycota; Dothideomycetes; Pleosporales; Periconiaceae. The record is from the annotation of a GenBank genome assembly.